Molecule: messenger RNA, 1455 nt
Organism: Triticum aestivum (bread wheat)
Lineage: Eukaryota; Viridiplantae; Streptophyta; Magnoliopsida; Poales; Poaceae
Exons: 5
Coding region: 1-777 (258 amino acids)
Molecular function (GO): protein binding
Source: RefSeq, a predicted model, not a curated record
AUGCAGAUGCAGGAUCCUCCGCCGCUGACGGGGGAAACCCCAGACCGUGGAUCGAUUGCUCCAAUCUGCAAUCCAAAGGGCUCACCCUGCCAGCAAGAUGAUGAUUCUCAAAGUGACUGUGUCGAAGUGAUACGAUCGUUGGGCGACCUUCCAGAGGAUAUCUGUCGACGUAUUCAUGCCCGAAUGCCACUGCGAGAUGCUGCCCGCUUGGCUUGUGUAUCACGCAAAUUUUGGAGAUCAUGGAGAUGCUAUCCCAAGCUUGACUUGCGUCAGGAAACACUAGGUUUAAAUGGAGAUCUCAUCAGUAAAGUUGACAGUAUUCUGAAAAAUCACUCGGGCGUUGGCUUGAAGGAACUAAAUAUUGAACUUUCUAGCUGUGACAAGGUUGAUUCUUGUUAUAUCAGUAGUUGGCUUCGUAUUGCUGUUACAGCAGGAAUUGAAGAACUCAGCCUUUUUCUGCCUCAUAUUCCUGAGGAAGAAGAAAACUAUUUCCCAUGCUCACCUUUACUUAAUGGGAGUGAAAACUCAAUUUGGUAUCUUGACAUAGGCAUCUGUGCCUUUCGUCCCACGGCUGGGCUUGGUCAUUGGAGAAGCUUGACAAGGUUAUAUCUGAGUAGUGUGCGGGUUGCUGAUGAUGAGCUAGAGGGCCUUCUUUACAGUUGUGAUGCAUUGGAGCAUUUGGGAGUCCUGAAUUGCCCUGAGAUAGUUUGCCUGAAGAUACCUUGUCUGCUGCAGCGGCUUAGGCUCCUGACAGUGUCUUUAUGCAGAAAUCUAUGAUCAGUACACCAAUGCUACCUAGCAAAUUCCUCUGCCUCAAGUACUUGCAUAUUUCUCUAAUUGGAGAUGAGGCUAUUUCACCAGCUUAUGAUUACCUUUCUCUGGUUUCUUUUCUUGAAGCUUCUCCUUGCCUGGAGACAUUCAUCUUGGAAGUGCGGCAGCCUUACAUGAAGCAUGAUUCAGUUGUCGAGGAUUCCUCACACCUAAGGUGGCUACCACAGCAGCGUCACAACAGCCUAAAGAGUGUGACAAUCGUCGGCUUCUGCUCCGCAAAGAGCUUGGUCGAGUUGACAUGCCACAUUGUUGAGAAUGCGACAUCGCUCGAGCGCCUCACGUUAGACACCACUCAUGGUUGUCAGAGUUCUGGUGGGUGUAGCGUCGAUAAACCUAACAGAUGGUUCUAUGCAGAGAGGGGUAUCCUCAUGGCGGCCCCGCCUGACCGAUGCCUCCCUAUGGGGGAGGAUAUCCUCAUGGAGUCUCACAGGGCGCGUUUGGCUAUCAGAAGACAUGUCGAACGGCAAGUUCCCUCUGGAGUCGUGUUAAAAGUCGUCGAGCCUUGCAGUCGGUGCAUAAUGUUGAACUUUUAGAUGCCUAAUUAGCAUCAUGCCAAACUGUACUGUUUAUGAUGCAUUAUUUCGAACUAUCAGAAUUGCUCAACGAUAGUUGUGUGAGAUUUCA